CGCAUGAUGAAGUAUACGAGUAGAUGAAUAGGUGGGUAUUGCAACACUUCACAAAUAGAGUGUAUCCGUAACAGGCCACUCCUUUUGUCUCAUAAACUCCCUCCUCACUUCGUGUCUUUUCUUUCACCAUCAUGGCUUUCGCUGGGAUAUAUGAGUCAGAGAAUCAAGAAAACUAUGAGGAGUUUCUAGAAGCCCUUGGGCUUCUCAGUGCCAAGACAGACCACAAUGUGGUAACAGAGGUGCUUCAGGAUGGGAACGACUUCACUUGGACACAAAGCAUUCCCAACUGGGCCUGGUCCAAUAAGUUCACCAUCGGUCAGGAAUGUGAGCUGGUGACAAUGAAGGGGGACAAAUUCAAGGCAACUGUCAUUUUGGAGGGUGGAAAGAUUUCAGCUCAGUUUCCUCAGUACCAAUUUACAGCAGAGAUCAUCGACGAUAAACUGGUUAUGAAUUGCAUAACUUCAGGAGAGAAGGGCGUGACUUUCAAAAGAAUUAGCAAGAGGAUGUAAUACUGCGAGAUUCAACAUGCUUCAAGAGAAAAGAUGCUCCCUCCGUGACAAAAGACACACCUUGAAAAUGCUUGAAUUAUUGAAGCAGAAAGAAUAAAGUAACCAUCUGCGGCGAGGAGCAAGUGGGCCAUCUUCUGACUUCACCAAACGUAGUUUGGUUGUGUUCCUUUCAUACAUCUAUGAAGAAAUUGGUAAAUAUACUGUAUUUCUACCAGGGUCCAUGUUUGAUCCAAUAAAAUUAAACUCAAAUCAA
Eleginops maclovinus (Patagonian blennie) is the source of this 762-nucleotide messenger RNA. RefSeq names its product gastrotropin-like. Bases 132 to 509 code for a protein of 125 amino acids. Gene Ontology annotation, cellular component: nucleus; cytosol. The record is from RefSeq and is a predicted model, not a curated record. Gene Ontology annotation, biological process: fatty acid transport. The transcript has 4 exons. Lineage: Eukaryota; Metazoa; Chordata; Actinopteri; Perciformes; Eleginopidae. Gene Ontology annotation, molecular function: fatty acid binding.